GAAUGAAUAUAAUUUCAUCGAUUUUUGAGAUGAUUACUCUCCAUUUGACCUUUACCAAUAUUUAAUUUACGUACUCGGAAAUGAAGAGGAUUAAAAUUGUGCUAGACAGGCCGAAUCGCCUGUUCGAAAGUUGGUUAGAAGAAUGGAGAAACGAAGCGGUAUUCCGAAACUCAGAGCUGCAUGAUCAUUUUGCAAAGGCUUUAGAUUCAUUGAAACGAUAUCCGCUACCGCUGGAGUCUGGUAAGGAGUGCAUAAUCUUACAGCACUUUGGUACAAAGUUAUGUUUGAUGCUCGAUAAAAAGCUAGAGGAGUACAGGAGACAGGAAUCCAUCAGAACAGUUGAUGCUUGUGUCUUCAGGACUGGUAGUAGUAAUGAAGAUCAUACAGCCACGUUGAGAAGGAAAUCUGUAAAAGAUUGUCAAUUAGUUGAAGUACAGGAGAAGACUAGGGUAUCUAAACAAACUAAAAAUACCAAAAAGAAUGCUCGGGAAAGAUUGAUAAAUGCAAAUGACAUUGCUUCAAAAAAAGCUAAUAGGCAAAUUUCCUUUAAAUCGAAUACUUUUGAUAUUAUAUUAUUAGUGGAUACUCAAGAAACUUGUGGUGGAAAAAUGAAGCCUCAGCACAAUGCCACGAUUAUGGAGUUGACACAGCUUAAGGUAUUGUUUGAAGUACAUCGUUUAAAGAUUGGUGAUUUCACGUGGAUAGCCAGAUGUCGAAAAACUAAUGAUGAAUUGAUUAUACCUUACAUAAUAGAACGGAAGCGAAUGGAUGAUUUAAGUGCAAGUAUUGUGGAUGGAAGGUUUUAUGAACAAAAGUUUCGAUUAAAGCAGUCUGGUAUUGAGAAUUUGAUGUAUAUAGUAGAAAAUAUUGAUAAAAAUUCCCGAUAUUCUGUAUCACUCUCCUCAUUGUUACAAGCUUCUAUAAAUUGUCUGGUACAAGACGGCUUUACUGUAAAAUAUACAAGAAAUCACAAAGAUUCUAUGUUAUACUUAUCAUAUAUAACAAAGAUUUUAAUCCAAAUUUAUAAGGAUAAGAGACUUGUUGGAUGUGAGAAAGAACACUUUAUUCAAACCGACAAUAUAAGUAGUGCAGUAUGCCUUAUGGAAUUCAAAGAAUUCAAUAAAGUAUCCUCUAAACAAAGGACAUUUAAAGUGAGCGAGAUGUUUAUUCGCCAGCUAUUACAAUUAAAAGGCAUGUCCAUUGACAAAGCUAUGGCGAUUGUAGAACGUUAUGCCUCACCGCAAAUUUUAAUUACAGCUUUGGAGAAUUCUGAUAAGAAUGGCGAGCAAUUAUUGGCAAAUAUUCAGGUUAACAAGAAACAAUGGCUCGGGCCUGCCAUCAGUAAGGCCAUUUAUCGGCUUUAUACAAUGAAUGAAUUAAGAUGACUAAUAAAGAUGCACAAUAUACCUCUUUACUGAUACAUAUUUAUCUAGCUAGAGAGCUUAAAUCCUACUUUUGCAUGUAUUUUUACCGCCAUUAAAACUUUAUGUAUUUUCUAAGUAAUCAGAAAAUAGAGAAAAUAAUGAGUCAGCUGAAAAGUAAUGCACAGCAACGUAUGUAACUUGUAAAUGAAAAGAUAUAUUCGAAUGAAACCAAAAGGUCAUGAAAAUGUAUUUUAUUUGCUGCAAGAAAAUGUAUCAUUGCUUUUCAACAUAGUUACCAUUUACAGCUAUUUCUCCUAAUGAUGAAUGAAUUUUCUCAU
Messenger RNA from Cyphomyrmex costatus, 1702 nucleotides. It is a transcript of the gene mus81, whose product is annotated as mus81 structure-specific endonuclease subunit. Gene Ontology annotation, molecular function: 3'-flap endonuclease activity; crossover junction DNA endonuclease activity; DNA binding. Lineage: Eukaryota; Metazoa; Arthropoda; Insecta; Hymenoptera; Formicidae. Gene Ontology annotation, biological process: double-strand break repair via break-induced replication; resolution of meiotic recombination intermediates; DNA catabolic process. The record is from RefSeq and is a predicted model, not a curated record. The coding region runs from base 81 to 1385 and encodes 434 amino acids. The transcript is spliced from 5 exons. Gene Ontology annotation, cellular component: Holliday junction resolvase complex; nucleus.